CACAUAAACGAGCCCGCCUGUUACCUUUCCGACGCCGCGCUACUCGGCCCUUCGCCCUCAAUCUAAAUAGAGGCUUUUGUGAACGGCCAGCUACCGACUGCGAUACUACGUCUUACGAGCCAGUGCCGCUGUGCGCGUGUUCAGUAUGGGGUGUGUUCACUGCGGGCAGUCGCCGCGCUAUCACUCGCUCAGCCUCCAGUGAUGACCACAGGAGCCGGUCACUGCCGAGCGUGGCUCACGUGGACGAUAUGUGUACGCAUUGUUUUUAUUUACGUCGGGAUUGUGAUUACAAUGAGGGUUCUGUUUUUUGCUUUAUCUGUGGUUAUGGUUUUGUUAUCGGCUGCCAGUCACGGAGUCUCCCCCCCAGAUAGUCUGAGGCUGGUUUGGCUAAGCAACUCUUCCCUCACAUGCAAUGAUGGGACGCCAGCCGGAUACUAUAUCCGGCGAGGAGCUAAUAGUCAACACUGGGUUGUGUACCUGGAAGGUGGCGGAUACUGCUGGGAUAAAACAUCAUGUGAAGGUCGAUGGAAACGCCGUCCAGGUCUUAUGUCGUCAUCGCGCUGGCCCAGAGCUCGACGUGCCCCAGCGUUAUUAUCUGCUGACCCUGCAGCCAACCCACUCUGGCACAAGUCGAACCAUGUUCUACUACCCUACUGCUCCAGCGACAUGUGGGCGGGAACUCGCAUUCAAACAACCAACACAACCUUUGCAUUUACUGGUCGACUCAUAGUGAAAGCUGUAUUAAACGAACUACUCCAACUAGGUCUCAAAGGCCGGCUUUUACUCAUUGGCUCCAGUGCUGGAGGAGCAGGUGCUAUGCUGCACGCUGAUGCUGCUAGACGCACUCUACGAAACCAUGGAAUCCGAGUGGCAGCAAUCGCUGAUUCAGGCUGGUUUUUAGAUAGGCCACCUAGAGCAAGAAAAGCGUCAUCGACUGACGCAAUCGCUAGACUUGGCCAUUCGUUAUGGCAAGGUUCUCCGCCUUCAGCUUGUGUGCGUAUAUAUCGAGAGAAACCGUGGUUGUGUUAUUUCGGAUAUCGACUAUAUCCACACAUUCGGACACCAUUGUUCGUCUUUCAAUAUUUGUUUGACUCGGCACAACUGACGGCAGAAGGAGUGCGGGCUCCGCGUACGCGAGCUCAAUGGGACGCGGUCCACGAGACCGGCUCAGCCAUUCGUGCCAGUCUCAAAAGUGUAAGAGCUACGUUCGCUCCAGCCUGUAUUGCUCAUGGAGCUCUAGCGAGGCCUGAAUGGCUGUCGAUCAACGUAUCUGGGGUGUCACUUCCGCGUGCAAUUGCGUGUUGGGAACGUCGGAUAGGGAAUGCAAACAGGCGUGAUCGAGUUCGGUGCGCACCAAGGAGGCUAAUCGAGAGGUGUUCUUGGCCUCAAUGUAAUGGUUCCUGUCCUAGACUGCGCGAUCCUCGCACCGGUGAAGAGGUGGCUUUAGCAGCCUUAUUGCAGAGCUUUGGAUUGGACGUUCGAGGCGCGGCUGCAGCGAUGGGACUCGAUGCGAGAGCGUUAUCCAGAAUGAGUCGAGCUGAGUUAUUGCCUCUGUUAGCUCCGCACAAGUGAUACUGUAUCAUACAUAGACUGUUUACGUGCAUUACUGCACGGUGAAUCUACCUCGUUUUUGUUGCAAGUACAAUUAAUUUUAAUGUUAGAUGUUAUUUAUUGUAAUGAUAUGCUGCGGUAUUUAUAAAGAUUAAAUAAAAUGCAAACA
Leptidea sinapis is the source of this 1720-nucleotide messenger RNA. RefSeq names its product palmitoleoyl-protein carboxylesterase NOTUM (gene Notum). The coding region runs from base 202 to 1572 and encodes 456 amino acids. Gene Ontology annotation, molecular function: hydrolase activity. Lineage: Eukaryota; Metazoa; Arthropoda; Insecta; Lepidoptera; Pieridae. The record is from RefSeq and is a predicted model, not a curated record. The transcript is spliced from 3 exons.